This is a messenger RNA of Adineta ricciae, 927 nucleotides long. The record is from the annotation of a GenBank genome assembly. Lineage: Eukaryota; Metazoa; Rotifera; Eurotatoria; Adinetida; Adinetidae.
AUGACGGACGUAAAGUCCAGUAAUCUGUUACAAUCUGUUACAGAGACUUGUGAGCGAAAGGUAACUGCCUACAAAUCGAAAUCGUCGCCAAGGACGGAAAUGAAUCCAUCAGCCAAGCGACAAAGAGAAGAAGAUGAUGAUGAUUCCACCUCGGAAUGUGAAUCUCAGCCACGAAAAGCACCGUCUCCUGUACAUUACCAAGAUACAACUUUUAGUGAUAAAAAUGCAAUGUAUUAUAGUUUUUCUUCUUCGCCAUCGUCGAAAGACAAACCUCCUGAGUCUAUACAAAUGAAUCCUGUCCAACAACGACUUAAGCAGGUCUCAGUAGAACUUCAAUUUGACGAUGAAGAUGAACGGAAACGAAAAUUAGCAGCGGCAAAAGAAGUUCUUUUUCCACAUGCGCUUGCCACAUCUUUCAAUGAAGUUGCAGACACAUUACGAAAUGAACGACGACAAGAAUUUUGUCCGAUCUACAAAGACGAAACAUCCGAACAGGUUGCUUUACGUCUAGCAAAAAGAAAACCGGUCGGAAACUUACUAGCGAAACGCAUACGUUGGGACGAAUUAAAACGUCGACGAGAGGAAGAAGAACGCAAAGCACAAAUGUUCUCCUACUCUGGACCUUAUGGGUCUGUCUAUGACAAUCAAUCGUCAUUCAGUAAUCCCUAUGAACAACACUAUGCCACAAUACAAAAUCAAUAUGAUAUGAUGGCCAAGAUGAAUCACGCUCAGCAAGAAUAUAGCGGAUUCUGGCCGGAAUAUCAGCAGAAAUACUACCAGAAUAACGAUCAAGUGGUGCAAAACUCUGUUCAGUAUCAAGUACCGCCUUAUACAUAUCCGUAUUCAUCGAUGAAUGCUAAUUUUUCAUCGGCUGAUUAUUAUUAUCUGCAGCAACAACCACCACCUCCACCGCCAGACGGACCUUAG